Molecule: messenger RNA, 897 nt
Organism: Oikopleura dioica
Lineage: Eukaryota; Metazoa; Chordata; Appendicularia; Copelata; Oikopleuridae
Source: the annotation of a GenBank genome assembly
AUGAUGAAGUUUCUAACGCUGCUUUGUUCUUUUGCUUAUGCUGAGGAAGAUGCAGUCUCAAAUAUUCACGUCGGAAGCCCGAGCUACAUCAAAACUCCAAAGUAUCCAGCAGAUAUGCCGACUCAAGCGCAAUAUUCAUGGACAGUAACCGCGGAUCCGGGAUUCAACAUCAAAAUCGAAUUCGAAGACUUUUCCAUUCCGGUUUCGCCAAAUUGCAAGAUCGUCUUUCUGAGCAUCACUACCGACAGCGCCGACUGGAAUAUGACCGGCAAUCGGUUUUGCGGCCAGCAUCCGAAAGUUUUCAUUACAAAUGGGAGCUCUGCGACCCUGUAUUUGAGAGCGGACUCUGAUCCAAAUCCACUUUUGCCCAAGAGGUUUAAGUUGAAAGUCUCAAAAACACGUGAGCGAGCAUCAACAUAUGCACCAAACGCAUUCGCCGGAAAGAUUGAGAAAACAUCCGUCGCGCGAAUUCCUUCUCCCCGAUCUCGAGUUCCAGUUGUUCCGAAUCAGUUGCCAAAUCCGGCGCACCGUGCAAGCGCUGGUGUUUUCGGAGGCAGCCACAACAUGGCGAAUAUGGCAAUGCAUCCAGCUCCUCAACCUGUCGCUCCUCGACCAGCUAUUGCCGCUUUUCCAAGACCAGCUCCUUAUGGUCCAGCUCCGAUUCCGAUUCAGCAGCCAGUUCCUGUUCAAAUUCAAAAUCAACAGCCAGUUCCAAUUCUCACUCAAAACAGCGGAGUAGCGCCGAUUCAGCCAGUGGGACAGCAAAACGAAAAGCUUUUGAACGAAAAAGAAGAAAAGAAGUCCUUGAGCCUGAUCAUCCCUGUUUCUUUGCUGGUCCUCGCGGUACUCCUCGGAGCAUCCGCGUUUUUGAUCAAAAAGUUUCUGCGCGAUGAUUAG